This is a messenger RNA of Ylistrum balloti, 1521 nucleotides long. RefSeq names its product general transcription factor 3C polypeptide 4-like. The record is from RefSeq and is a predicted model, not a curated record. The transcript is spliced from 14 exons. Gene Ontology annotation, cellular component: transcription factor TFIIIC complex. Gene Ontology annotation, molecular function: protein binding; histone acetyltransferase activity. NCBI's taxonomy places the organism in Eukaryota, Metazoa, Mollusca, Bivalvia, Pectinida, Pectinidae. The annotation marks the transcript as partial. Gene Ontology annotation, biological process: transcription initiation at RNA polymerase III promoter.
ACCGAGCUGUAACAAUGCUAUCAAGUGGUCUAGUGAUGGUCGGAUUGCUACAGCAACGAACGAAUGUGUCUUCAUCACGGAACUUGAAUAUUCCCCGCAUCAGUUGGUGUCAUCGUCAAGUUGUCACAUCAAGUAUAUACCAGCAUGGAAGGAGCAGCACAAUAUGUCUGGUUUGAAUGAGAUUGAAUAUAGAGACCUUCAGGAUAAAACUAAAUCUCCAGAUUUAAAGCAGGAACUGGCUCUUGAUCAUACAUUAUGUCCUCUUGUGAAGUCAGCCUCACCCCACACUGGCUAUCGGUCAUUGUGUUGGUCACCUCUGGGUGGAGACUCUCUUGGCAGGUGUAUCCUGACAACCCUCUCACAUGAUCACAGACUGCUAAUACACAGCACUAAGGACAGUCAGUCAACCUGGAAUAUGGUAGCUGACCUGUCCAGUUUAUACCUGGAGAGUACUGAGUGGAAGACUGGUGACCAGAUUGACAUAGAUGGCUUGAAAAUAAAGAUGAACAGUGUGUCAGCUUUAGAAAUGGCUUGGACCACAACAUGUACAGAUUGGACCUCCAUCUGCUCCACAGAGGCAGCCAUCUUGUCUGUUGCUAUGAGAAAUGGUGAUAUUCUGUUGUGGUCGAUCAAGUUUCCAUGCCAAUCUCAGAAGGAUUGUACACUUCUGAAGAAGUUGACCUUAACCGCAGCAUAUCCAUCAGGAAUAGCAUGGUCACAGACUCCAGUUACCAUGGCAAAAGGUAAAACUGUGGACUAUAUGGCUGUCGGGUACCAGAAUGGAAGUGUAAUCCUGACAGGAGUCAGCUUACAGGACGGGGAUAUUGUGUCCUCUCUCACCCUACAUGAUGAGAAAGAUUUACUGGCAGUGACAAAUAUUAAUAUGAAAAUGAUCUCACAGGACCAGCUUCUGGUGUUAUUUGCUAAAGAAUACUACUUGAUGGCUUACAUAGUGAAAAUUACUGAUGGCAAAAUGUGUUUACUCCAUAGUACUCAUAUACUGGUGGAAACCAGCCUUGAUAUAACAGCUGUGUGUUACAAGGAUAAGACUUUACUUGUGUCUACCUGUGAUGGAUUCCUGUUUAAAGGCAGUGUUAAUGUCUCAAAUAAAGGUGUGUCUAUUAGCCUUAAGCAAUGGAAUACAGACUUCACUACAACCAAUGACAACAAUACCUGGCAGUGUUACGGUGUAGACGUGUCAGACAAUAUCAUGUUAAUAGGUGCCAUCAUAUCUUCUGAAAGAAAGGAUUUGGGGACAUUUAAAGUGAAAAUGUUUAGGAAACCCAUGGAACUGCACAUCCAGCCCUUAUUACAGACAUCUGAUGAACUAGAGGAUUCACAGAGGAGGGUAGAGACGGCGAUGAAUAACAAAACAGUUCCCCUGACAUGGAUGGUGGAUGUGAUGGAGACGUUCCGUAUACACUUGUGGCAGGGAAAAGACCUGGCAUCUACAGUCACUACUCAUAUCUCUAACCCAGCCUCUUGGUACACUCUGCCACUCAAAAUACUUCGAGUUCUCAG